GCUCUUCUCCUCUCUGUCUAUCCCUUUCUCUCUCUUUCGCACUAUCCCCGUCUGCGUCCGGGGGAAGAAGCCGGCGGGAGAGAGAGAGGAACCGCGCUUGCGAGCUUGCAAGCUUGCGCGGCUUCACAGUGUGUCGCGUGUUGGAGACGUUGACAUUAUGACGGGCUCGCGGAUGAGACCCGCGAUAAUCAUCGCGGGCCUCCUACUGAGCCUUCUAGCCGUGACCUUGCAGGGUGUGCAAGGCGAAGAGCUAGAAAAAGUUCCCUCGGAGGACCAAUGUCGGCCUUACAUUGAGAAAGCUUUGAAGGAUUUGGGCACAGAAGGAUCUCAGGAGCAGACUAGCGCCGAGGACGCAGAAGCUGCUAACGACGACAACCACGAAGGGCCAGGGGAGGACACGGCCGCCGAUGCAAACGAAACUGACGAAAAAUCGGAAAGCAGAGAGAAGCGCGAUGUUUCGGCGGAGGGAGGAGACGAAGCGGAGCAGGACGGCGACAACGAAGGGAACGACAAAAGCGAUGAAAACGAGCCCGAGCAGGAACAAGUGGAGACGGUUGAGAUAAGCAGCGCCGAGGACGACGACCAGGAUAACGGUUCAGUUCUGGUGGUCGGCGACGAGGAAGCCGAAUCAGUUGCCGAUUCCAAGGAGGACGAUGGAAAAUCGAAAGAAGCUGACGCGGGUGACUCCAAGGAGGCAGAAGAGGCCGAGGAGCCGUCCGAGGGCGGUGACUCAGCUGAAGCUGCAGAGGAAGAGUCCGCCGUAGCCGAGGACGAGUCUGGCGAGCAGAAGGAUGGCGACGAGACUUACGCCCAAGAUGAGAACGAAGAGAUUCAGGAGGUCACCGAAGAAGCUGACGAGGCUCCCGAAGGCGAUAACGUCGAGGAGUCCGCCGAGCAGACGGCCGAAGAGGAGGAGGCAGACGCUAAGAGCGGAGAGGAGGACAAGUCCGCCGAAGAGGAGACUGUCCUAGACUCGCAGGAAGAAGCUGAGGUGACCGCCGAGUCCGUAGAGGAGGAAGCUGCCACUGGUGACGACGACGACGACGACGAUCAAAAGGAAGGUGAUAGCAAAGAGGAGGAGGCGGACAAAAGCGGAGAACAGGAGGAGGACGAUAAGAAAUCGGUAGAGGAGGAGGAAGUCGUGGCCAAGGAGGCUGCCUCUGUCGAGCAGGAGCCGGAAACUGCUGCGGCUAGCGAGGAGGCUAAGGAUGCGGAGGAUGAUGGAAAGACCGAGGAGACCGCUAGCGAAAAGGCCAAGGAGGAAGUGGCUGAAAAAUCUGGAGAAGCUGCAGGUGAAGAAAAGCAGGCCGAGGGUGAAGCUGAAGCCGAAGCUGAAGAAGAAGAAGACGCUGAGGGCGAAGGUGAGGAUUCGAGACCAGAAGAAGAGGAGCUGAUCAUGGAGAUCGAUAUACCCGAGAUUCUGAGACCCAGGGAUCACAUCAAUCAGUUACUAAAGCUGGACGAGGAGAACGAGCUGAAGGAGAAGGCCGUCGAGAAAGUGGCCGACGUCGUGCUCAGGGACCUGAAGAGACUGUACGACAACGCGAUCAAACCCCUGGAAACUCUGUACAAGUAUCGAGAUCUCAGCAACCGUCACUUUGGAGACCCGGAAAUUUUCUCGAAACCCCUGGUAUUAUUCAUGGGCCCGUGGAGCGGAGGAAAAUCAUCGAUCAUCAACUACUUGCUGAACAUUGAGUACAAACCCACUUCUCUGAGAACAGGCGCGGAACCAUCUCCCGCGUACUUCAACAUCCUGAUGCACGGAGAAGAGGAAGAAGUACUGGAUGGCACCCAACUGGCAGCAGAUUGGACUUUCUCGGGACUUCAGAAAUUUGGUCAAGGCCUGCUCGAUCGUCUCAAGGGUUACAAGCUCAAAAGCAAAUUGCUCGAGAAGGUGAACAUAGUUGAGAUACCCGGAAUAUUGGAAAUUAGAAAACAAGUGCAAAGACUCUUCCCAUUCAACGACGCCUGCCAGUGGUUCAUCGACAGGGCAGACAUAAUCUUCCUGGUUUACGACCCAUCGAAGCUCGACGUCGGACCCGAGACCGAGGCUAUUCUCGAUCAGCUCAAAGGACGCGAGUACCAGACCAGAAUCAUUCUGAACAAGGCCGACCAGGUGAAACCAGAGGAACUGAUGCGCGUCCAGGGAGCGCUGAUAUGGAAUAUCUCGCCGCUGAUGUCCAGCGCCGAACCACCGGUAAUGUACUCGGCGUCGCUCUGGUCCAUACCAUACGAGGCCGGCGCGCCGACGAGGCUGCUCUAUGCCCAGGAACGAGCCUUUUUGCGCGAUCUGCGCUCCGCCGUGGACAAAAGGGUCGAACACAAAAUCGCCAGCGCCAGGAGAUUCGCUGUACGAGUGCGCAACCACGCCAAGAUGGUCGACUGCUACCUGACGACUUACUACAACCAAAAGGGCUUCUUCUCCAAGAAGAAGGACAUAAGCGACCGCAUCAUCGAGAAUCCACAGGACUACCACAUCUACGAAGGCCUGAGCACUCUGACCAACAUCUCUCGUUACGAUCUACCCGACCCGGACGUCUACCGGGACUUCUUCCGAUUGAAUCCCCUCUAUGAGUUCCCAUUGCUCAGCUCGACCUGCACCUACUUCCGUGGCUGCCCCAUCAACAGGCUCGACGUCGCCAUUGCCUACGAUCUGCCCGAGCUUGUUGGCAAGUACAAGAAGUCCGUCGAGGCUGCUUUGCACCAGGAGGAGGAGAUAACUGCUGCGCCGACCCCGGCACCAACUCCAGCUGCCCAGCAACAGGCCCAGAAGCCAACAGCCAGAAGUGGAGCCGGCAGGAUAUCCAUGAGUUGAGGGGGAACUACGAACAGCGAGAGACGGUAGACUGGUCUUUCGAAGUUUGGCUUUCACUGUUAUUGUCAUCGAUAUUUUUAGAGCAAAUAAGCGUCAUUUUCGAUCCAAGCUCAAUAGGCGUUAACUUGACAUUAGCGUCAUUGAAUUUUUCGUUAGGCGAAAGCCAAAACUUUGAAACAGCAGCACCGUCUCUUGUCUUGGAGACAUCCGAAAGACAGUGCGAGGAAGAUCCGAGGAGAAAGAGUUUGAAUCGAUGAACAAAUCGAUAAUCCCUUAUGUAUAAACCUGUUAAGCUUGUCCUUGGUAGUUCUACAAAAAUACGGUGCAGUUAUCGCUUUGCUGCGGUCAGCUGGUCUGCCGAUAAUAAAAAGCCAUACAAACUAAUAAGAGCAAAACUACAUAGUGUGCCUUUUCAUCUUUUUGGCCGAGAAUGUUCGAAAAUUCCUGCAAAAAAAAACACGCAUGUACACAAUGUUUUAUUGUGACCAAGCAAGUCGAAAAAACUAAUUAACAUGUAUAAUGUUAUGGAUACCACGUAACGAACAUUUUAGUAUCCGGAUUGCCGUCUGAUGAUCCUUUAACCGACUUCUGAGAUUUCGUCAAUUCCUUUGAAGCGCUAUCGACCUUAUUCAAUAAUUUUCGUUGCAAUAACGAUAGCAAUCAAAGUUGAAUGAACACCAUGGUCGAAAGAGAAAUCAUAUAAUAACUAUAAUGUAUAUGUAUUAACAAUAAGAGAGUAAGCAGAUUUUUUCCCGACGUUUGAACAAUUGCCCACUCAUGCGCGGGGAAGGAUUUUAUUUAAAUGUAGCUUAAACGUUAUGAUGAUGAUGAUGAUUUUCCUCAAACUGUGAAAACAAGCGAGAACGUGAGAACAAGUGUGAGUGAACUGAAGAAAAGGAUUUUUUCUUAUUUUUCUUCCAUUUAAAAAAAAUACCAUGAUUAACAAACUGCGUUCAUAACAACGAAAAAUAAAGCCGAGUCGACUCAUGCGAUACACGAAAACGCUCGCCGUCUUGAUAAUGAGUCUUUGUACUUAUAUAGUGAACGCUGUACAAUCACAGCUGCCCAUGAAUACUGCGCAUCUUCUGUCGAUAUACUUUUAUUUAAUUACAUUGUUAUUAUUAUAGGAUUAUUGUUCACUUCGUAUAAUGAGGAACAGUGUAGUGAAUCUCAACUGAUAAUGAUUUUGCAGACUCUUCAACCGUGAACUAUGCAAUUAGCGGAUUUUAGAUUGAGCAACGAAAGUUUUAUUCAAACGUCUUUAUUUUCUCAGGAAAUACAUAUUUAUCUAGAAUAAGCACUAUUGUUGCAUUAAUUUUUUUUAUGAAUGAGAAAAGCAUUUUAGAAUCAGUGAUUCUGCAAAGUUCCUUUUUAAACGAAGCUCAUUAAUAUUGUAACUAUAAUAAUAAUAUUAGGGCAAAUAAUAGAUAUGAAUAUUGAAAUAAUAGGGAUUUUAGAGUCAGGUUUUAAAACGUUUGCACAAUGCGAGUACAGCCUUUUGAGUACACACAAUGUCUUACUCUAUAAUAGCACAACAUUGCAGAAAUAUUAAGGAAACGUUUGCUUUUUUAUAUAACUGUCAUAUUGAAGUGUUUUGAAUAAAGUGCUAAGAAGGUGUUCCCAAAUUAUUAUUUCAAUGUAAUUAAGCGUUCUUAAAAAUUACGAAAUGAGUUUGCGUUAAAUUAUUUAUCAUUUUAUCUUCAGAAAAUAUAUAAAAUUUCU
Molecule: messenger RNA, 4537 nt
Organism: Nasonia vitripennis (jewel wasp)
Lineage: Eukaryota; Metazoa; Arthropoda; Insecta; Hymenoptera; Pteromalidae
Product: sarcalumenin
Exons: 11
Coding region: 158-2815 (885 amino acids)
Molecular function (GO): GTP binding
Source: RefSeq, a predicted model, not a curated record